Molecule: messenger RNA, 1665 nt
Organism: Mesorhabditis belari
Lineage: Eukaryota; Metazoa; Nematoda; Chromadorea; Rhabditida; Rhabditidae
Source: the annotation of a GenBank genome assembly
AUGGCAUUGCUCUUUUUCAUGGAUCAUCUCAUGCAAAAGAACGGUCGCCGCACAAUUCACGAUUUAUCGUGUCAAUUCGGUGCUCGGGGUUUCACGGAAGAGAUGCGAAAUGCAGUGGGAACGACACAAGAAGGAUUGACGGAUUUCCUUCAACAACACCCCUCACUUUUCACCAUUGAUGGAGAUCAAGUGAUUCUGAAUGGCUUUGGUGACAUCACCGCAAAGAACAAUCCACUUCUACAAAAUGGAUCUAGACAAAGAGAUUACGAGAAAGAGGCUGUACAGUUCUUCGUCAAUAAACUCACCAAAUUUGGCCCAGAACUUCAGAUAAAAUCCCUGUUGGGUCAUCGCUCGCAAGCAGCUCCAGAAGUACGUCUUGUCUCUGGUCGACAUCUAAAGGAUUUUUGUGAAUUUCUGCAGCAACAAGUUGAUCAUUUCGUUGUUGAAGGGGAUCGAGUCAGAUUAAAGAAUAUGCCCGAACCGAGCGAGGACGCAAUCGAAUUGGACGACGAGGGGAAACCGCUAGCUGGAGUGAAAGCAAAACAAGCGGCUGUCGAAUAUUUGAAGAGUGUUCUUGAACAGAAUGAUGAUCAACCGAUUCCCCUUGACGCUUUCUAUCAGCAUUUUUGCGGUCGUUUCUCGCAUUCUGUUCGACAAGAUGUGGCGACAAAUCCAAAAGAACUACUCCAAUUUUUGAAGCUUAACCGUGGUCUUUUCUUCAUUCGGAGUAACAAGGUCUCACUGGUGAAAAAUCGUCUAUCCGAGGAUGGAUCAGAAAAUGGAUCGGAUGAGGGAGAUCCAGAGACAAACAAUAAUCUCUUCCCAUUGGAUCAAACAGCUCUCUCACGAAUCCAUUAUGUGAAAGCAUUGAAACCAGCACAGGAAUUGAUCGAAAGACUCUGGAAUGAGGUGAACACAAUGGAGAGGAAAGUGGUCGGAGUCGAUCUGAAGACGGUCACUGUCGGAGCUGAAGGGGAACAAUUCCUCUCGUUGGCCAUCAUUGCGACCACUAAUCAAAUAGGCGUACUUGAUUUGGCUUCGUCUGAUGUGAUUCUACUGGAAAGUGGAAUUAAGCAGCUUCUCGAAUCGGAUCGAGUAGUCAAGGUAAUGCACGACGCUCGUCGUGUUUCUUCACUUCUUGCUCACAAAUAUGCUUUAAUGCUCAGAAAUGUCUUUGAUACACAGGUAGCCCAUGCAGUUCUUCAACACGACAAAUUCGGUAAACCCCUUCAUGACACCCGGCCGAUCAGUUUCGUCAAUCUACAACGAGUCUACUAUCCACAAUCGAUUUUGAUGAGCGAUGUGACGCCGAGGAAACUCUCGAUGAGUCCAAAUUGGGCCGUCGAGGAGGCUCACACGUUGAUUUGUGCUCUUCACCAACAACUCUCCAAUUUGAUUCCCGUUCAUUUACGAGGUUUAUUUGAAGACAAAUGUAUAGAAGCGUUGCUGGCCUCACCGACUCGUCCUCCUCCACAAACGUUCAACACCGGAUCGCCAUAUCGAUCUUCGACUCGUCGAGGCGAACGGGCUGUUUACACGGCACCAUCUCCGCAACAAUAUCAGUCAUCACCAUCAACGGGAAAUCAAACCCCGAGAAAAAUGGUCGACGCCGCAUGCCAAACCUUCUCAACUGGUGAGGUGCACGUGUUAAAUGUCUUUUAUGAA